CUUUUACUGGGACACUGUAUUCCAUAUAUAACGUUCUAUUAGAUAGGACCACGUUGUAGGCGAAGAGCACACAAAUGACAGUGGCCUCUGCAAGCAAAGAAUGCCAUUUUCCAGCUUUAUGGACCGCUGAUAAGCCCACCAAACUGACUGAUGAAUACGAACGAUGAGGCCCAUCAUAUGACAAGGACAUUAACGGUAUAAACUACAUUGCAUCAAAGAUGGUAGCUAAGUCACUGGCUGCAUUUUACCAACAAGAACGGCGGACUUUAAAAGUCUUAGACGUGGGAGCAGGAACCGGACUUGUGGGAGUGGAGACAGUUAUGACGUCAUCAUUUCUGCCGGAUCUUUGCUUCUUGGACAUUUACCGACGGAUUCCUUCAUUGAAGCCACACGAGCCAGGUGGAAUCAUUUGUAUGAUAGCUCGAACAGGAGACACGGGUAACUCCAAUUUAUCGGGAUACCGGGAUCAGUGCAAAGUCGUAACUAAGCAACUACAGAAAGACAGGAAACUAGAGAAAAUCAAAUGGGAGAAAGUGCAAUACUACAGAUCAACGGAAGGGAUUAUAAUGGCGUAUAGAGUAUUGCAAUAAAGUGUGUUUUAGAUAUUUUAACAACUACUGUUUAGUCUUACAACGCGCUGUUGAAGGUUGACCAACCCAUAUGUGUUGAACUCACUUCUAAAACUUUUUAAAACAUGUAAAUAGUAGCUUAUAGUUGAGUUUCAGACAAUUUUAUCGAUAGAUCAAAAACGAUUUUUCUUUUAAGUUGUAACAAUUAAAGAACUUACGAAAUGAAUGUAAUUACUCUGAAAGAAUGGUUUGAAAAACAAUGAAUAUUGAAGCAAAGGGGGAAACUUUUUACAAAUUUAAAAAAAUGAUUUGU
Mizuhopecten yessoensis (Yesso scallop) is the source of this 882-nucleotide messenger RNA. RefSeq lists its product as uncharacterized. The record is from RefSeq and is a predicted model, not a curated record. Lineage: Eukaryota; Metazoa; Mollusca; Bivalvia; Pectinida; Pectinidae. The transcript is spliced from 5 exons. Bases 219 to 590 code for a protein of 123 amino acids.